Fusarium verticillioides 7600 is the source of this 1240-nucleotide messenger RNA. RefSeq lists its product as hypothetical. The record is from RefSeq and is a predicted model, not a curated record. NCBI's taxonomy places the organism in Eukaryota, Fungi, Ascomycota, Sordariomycetes, Hypocreales, Nectriaceae. Gene Ontology annotation, biological process: cell wall modification. Gene Ontology annotation, molecular function: pectinesterase activity. The coding region runs from base 33 to 1022 and encodes 329 amino acids. The transcript has 3 exons.
GGCUUGUUUGGGUUAUCUUGAUCUACAUCACCAUGAAGUUCCUCACAACAUUGAGUUUCGUCACAGCGGCAUUCGCUGCUAGCCGAACGACUGCGCCCUCUGGAUGCAUCACUGUCAAGAAGUCCCCUGGAAGCGGUCAAUUCGGUACCGUCCAAGCUGCUGUCAACUCUCUCUCAACUACGGCAUCUGGAAAGCAAUGCAUCUUCAUUGACCAGGGUACCUACAAUGAGCAGGUCCUUGUUCCUAGUCGCAACGCUCAGCUGUCUAUCUACGGUUACACUACCGAUACUAGCGGAUACAGCGGCAACAAGGUCACCAUCACAGCAAAGAAGAGCCAGGCUGAUGGUUUGAACAACGAUGGCACAGCUACCCUCCGUGUCAAGGCUGCGAACUUCAAGCUCUACAACGUCAAUGUUGCCAACACUUACGGACAGGGCAGCCAGGCUGUUGCUCUGAGCGCCUAUGCCGAUAGCGGAUACUACGGUGUUGCUCUUACUGGAUUCCAGGAUACCCUUCUUGCCCAGCAGGGCUACCAGCUGUACUCCAAAUGCCUUAUUCAGGGCGCUACCGACUUCAUCUUCGGCCAGACUGCUUCCGCCUGGUUCGAGAAGAUUGACCUACGAGUUGUCGCCGCCUCAGUCGGCUACAUCACCGCCAACGGACGCGACUCUGACUCCAACAUGUCUUACUACGUUUUCAACAACUGCAACAUUGCCGCAGCUGCCGGCAACGCCGUUGCCAACGGCGCAUACUACCUUGGUCGACCUUGGCGCCAGUAUGCCCGUGUUGUCUUCCAGAAGACCAGCAUGAGCUCCGUCAUCAACUCCAAGGGUUGGUCUAUCUGGAACACUGGCGAGGAGAACACUGCCCACGUGCUGUUUGGAGAGUAUGGUAACACUGGUGCUGGUUCUCAGGGUCAGCGCGCCUCUUUUGCCACCAAGCUCUCCAAUGCAGUCUCUAUCUCUACUGUCCUUUCUGGAAACUACGCUUCUAAGGGCUUCUACGAUGCUUCUUAUAUGUAAAGCAUAGGACAAACAGGACGCGGAGCCAACAUGUACAUCAAAUCUAUACAGCAUUCCAUUCCGUGUACAUAUUAGGGCCAACGGAAGCAGUGGCGCAUUCGAAUAGAUAAUUGCAAGUAGCCGGUUCGGGCAGCCAGUGUAGAUCAUUCUAUACGAAGGGGAUGCUCCUGCCAUUGCUUCCCUUUUCACCAAUCUUGGAAUCUUUACGUGGAACCAGA